Messenger RNA from Guillardia theta CCMP2712, 1491 nucleotides. RefSeq lists its product as hypothetical. Gene Ontology annotation, molecular function: protein binding. The coding region runs from base 1 to 1491 and encodes 496 amino acids. Lineage: Eukaryota; Cryptophyceae; Pyrenomonadales; Geminigeraceae. The transcript has 23 exons. The record is from RefSeq and is a predicted model, not a curated record.
AUGAAAAAUGCAUCCAUGCUGAACCAUUUGAUCAGCGGGGACUUUGAGAGUAGGAGCCAACAAGACAAGGCGCUGCUGGAGAGUAUGAACUCUUGCAUGUCUAUCUUGGCUCGCAUCAACCAAGAUGUCCUGACGGAAAAAGUCCCAACGCAAGAAGAAGAGAACUGCCCAGCGUCGCUGGGGCUUGUGUUGAACGGAUCAUUGAUAGAAAGCGUCAUCCCAGGAGGGCCGGCUGAUGCUAUAAACAGCGGUGAUAGGAUAGUAGAGAUGAAUGGAAAUCAGGACGUUUCUUUCAACCUCCAACGAGCAGAGGACAUCAAACUCCUGGUCCAGAGGAACGCAGACGUCUUCGAAGUGGAGCUGCGCAGCGACACCUCCCCUGCCAUGCUGCACCUCCAGGAGCUCUUCGACCGCCUCUACAACCUCCGCGUGCAGCAAGAGAGCCAACGGUCGGGGAACCCCAAGGAGUUUGCGGAUAUUGAAAAGUGCCUUGAGCUGACUUAUCAGGUUGCAAGUGAUCGUUUCCUUGUAUCCUCGCGCGUUGAUCAGCAGAACAAAGAUAUCAAGGAUCUUGCAACCAAGGCAUGCUCAACGUUGCAAAGCGCCAUCGGGCCCAAACCACAGGAAGAAGCUCUGCAGAGUGUGGGAAUGGACAGCACCUUGCAGCAGGAGACCUUGCUAGAUAUGAAUUACCUCAAUUCCUUGUCGGAGUCCUUGGAGUCUGAGUUGAUUCGGCAUGGUGAGAAUCGGCAAAUGUUGCUCAUGAGACUGAGCUACAUCAGGAAAGAACUGCAACUUGGAAAGGCCAGAGUGCCAGGAAAUUCCAGCAGAAGCGUGAAAGCAGAGAACACAACGAUCAUAAGUCUUGACGAGACGAAUUCUCAAAACAAAACUCUCGGUAUGGGGAAUGCCGAGAAGAUGGCAAAGACGCUCCUGGAGGAAGAGAAGAAAGAUCUGCAGAGUCAGCUGGAUAAGAUGGAAUCAAUCAUGAAAGCGCAGAGAACUCUCUUGGUUCAACUUGAAAACGAACUCGCGGAGGAGAGGAAAUGGAAACAGAGAGCUUCCCCCCAGUCUAACUCAAGCUUCUCUCCCUUGUUGUCCGCGGAGGCUCCUCUAGUCAGAACUCCCUCAAGAAACGACGAGUUGCCGGUGACUAUGAUGACGGAGCUGCCUCUGUGCCAUGGGAUCGGCCUCGAGAUCUCCCACACCAUCCCCUUCAUGAUCAUCAACUUGACUCCGGGCAGCCCAGCGUUCUUAGAUGGGAGGCUGGCGAUAGGGGACGUGCUCAUGGCUGUCGAUGGCGUUAGGACGGCAGAGCUGGACUACAUCGGGAUCCUCGACAAGAUGAUCGGGCUGGAGGGGACGGUCGUGCAGCUACAGGUGCGUCCGAUCUUUACGACGCUACCGGAGCACAUCUUCGGCUUCAGCACUAAGAUCACCAGGAGGAUCUGGGGCCCAACACAGUCUGGCGUUGUGCACUGCCAGUGCUAG